This is a messenger RNA of Tricharina praecox, 1168 nucleotides long. RefSeq lists its product as uncharacterized. The record is from RefSeq and is a predicted model, not a curated record. The transcript is spliced from 3 exons. Bases 86 to 1084 code for a protein of 332 amino acids. Lineage: Eukaryota; Fungi; Ascomycota; Pezizomycetes; Pezizales; Pyronemataceae.
CGUCUCGAUAAGAUCAUCACCACACGCAUCAGCUCGACAUCACACACCACACCCCCUACCCCGCACUUCGCACACACCCCGUACAAUGCCUACUUCUACGCUUCGCCGCCUCAUUACAGUGCGGGGCCUUCACAUCGCCUCGCCCUACCCACCACCACCAGCAUCAGUCCACGAGCAGCCCCGCGUCUCCGCCAUUGACUACUCCUCCAUUCCGCUACAGGAACUGCGUAGGGAACUGCAUCAUCGCGCGCUGCAGACGAAAGGGACGAAAUUAGUGUGUAUCCUCCGCCUCGAACACGACGACAGAAUCAACAAAAAGUCACCCACCAUCUGUAUCUCCCCACGCAUAAUGAAGAACAAGAUCAGCAUGAAAGCCCUGAAGCGUGUGCGAAUAGCUGGAGAAAUGCUCGAGAAAAAUGCGCUUCUCGAGACCACCGAGGCCGUAGAGCCGACAAAGAUAAUGCAGACAGCCUUCUACCGCGCCCACCUCUCCUACCCGCCCAUAACUCCACCGCCCACCGCGCCCACCACGCCGGUGCGCAGCGCAUUUGCGCCUAGAGCGUCUGCGUUCCGUCUCCAGCGCGUCCCAACCACUCCCACCACUCCCACCACACGCGGCUACGCCACCACCGCCGACUUCACACCGCUCAUAAUUCCCAAGCCCUGGGAGUUUGCGCCUUCUGAAGAUGCCAGCAGACCAGCGAUCAGGGUUCCGUUUCUGCCUGACAACGAGUUUUCAAAGUACCACAGAAAGGAGUUCGUUCCGGAGGUCCAGCCGCCACAUCGGCCGGCUGUCAGUACGGUGGACGCGGAUGUGAGUGGCAUUGCUGCUACAUCCUCGCUCAGUCAUACAGUGGAGGGCAUGCAGGGAGGGUUCGGGGAUGGGGGGGUGCUGGAUGAGGUUCUGAUCGGAGUGGAGAGCGAGAAGGGGCCGGAGAGCGAAAGCACGAUUGCGCCGAGGGAGGAUGAUAUGGGCCCGCAACUCAGCGAGGAGAAGAAAACGGCGAUGAAAGUGUUUGCGGCCGGAACAGCGGCAUGGUGGGUCUUUGGUGAACCAAUCAUGAGGCUGUUCGGGAUUAUUUGAGCAGUCGUUCUUUCACUUGGACUAGUAAGCUGUCGUUCUCUGCUUGUCUUUCCUCGCAAACCAGUAAAGCAAUUCACGACGAUU